Paramecium primaurelia is the source of this 1164-nucleotide messenger RNA. The record is from the annotation of a GenBank genome assembly. NCBI's taxonomy places the organism in Eukaryota, Ciliophora, Oligohymenophorea, Peniculida, Parameciidae.
AUGAAUAAUAAUUCAAGAGAUCCACCUAGCAAAAUAUUGCUUCUUGUAAUUACAUAAUUAUCUCCAACAUUUCCUUUGUGUAAUGAUCUGCUAUUUGAACAAUUUGCAAAAUACGGGGAUAUCAAAAAGAUUCUUAUUUUCGAAAGAGGUAAAGCAAACAAGGCAUUUGUCGAAUAUUAUGAUAUAAAAAAUGCAAUGGAAGCAAGGAAAGAUAAAAUAGGUAAAUAUUUGGCUGAGGGGGAAGGAAAGUAUUUUUUGCUUAUAGAUUUUAGAUUAACAAUACAUUUUUCUCGUCUGAAAAAUUUAGAUUUGGAAGUAGUUGACAAAUCUCGAGGAACCGACUAUACCUAAACAAGCAGCACUAAUUCAGAUGUAGUGAAACACUCAAACACAGAUGAUCCAAACAUAUUGAGAUAACAAUUAGAUCAAUUUACUCGAACAUUUACUUAAACUCCACAAAGGAAUAUGAGUCCCUAAAGGAAUGAGGAGAUUAAUAACUUAUUAAAUUCAGAUUCAGAAGAUGAGGCUAAGGAUGUUUUAAAAUAAAAAACUUCUUCAACCCCUGAAAUUUCUGAGGAUGUUUAUAAUAUGAUCACUCAAAAACCAUCCAAAAUUAUUAAAAUACAAUCUAUUGAUGAAAGAGUAACUGCUAAGAUGUUAUAUAAUAUUUUUAAUAAAUUUGGCAACAUCGAAGAAAUAUUAUAUGAAAAGCAGUUUAAAAGAGUGUUUAUAAGAUAUUAAACAGUAGAGUUUGCUUAAAUUGCAAAAGAAUACUUAAACAAUAUCACAUUUUUUGAUCAAUAAGUAAUCAAAAUUUUAACUAAAAUAGUGGCGUAUAACAUACAUCCCAUUAUUUUAAUUACAACCAACGACUAUUAAAGAUGAAUACAUGAUUUAUUACAAUCCAAAUGGACCAAAAAUAAUUGCUCCACUCUCUAAGACUAUUUUUUUGAGUGGUGUUUCUGAGCCAAUGGAGAUAUCAGAGAUGAUUCGAUUAGUUGUCAAAGUUACAGGUAAUUAUUGAUUAUCAAAAUAGAAAUUAAAAUUAUUUCUUCUGAUAGUUUGGAAAUCAGCAUGUUAAAUAUCUCAGAAACUCUAAAAAUCAUAGCUGUAUUCUCUGAUUAUGAAUUCAAAAAUCAAAAGCUAGUUAUAUCAAUGAAAUGA